UGCUGAGAGAGCAUGUAUAGGAUGGCAGCCUCAAUAAUAUACAGAGAUUUAAUCAGCAGUUGCUCAUAAUGAGGACUGCUACUAUGAUCAAGCGGAAGCUAAAACAUUACAUAGAAUUAAAAAUAGUAUAGAGCGGUUGGGCAGUGUGGAUCUUAACGCAGCAUGUCCGAAAACAUUGUGGGAGCGUGGGACGUGUCGCUAAGUGAUGGGGUUUACCGAAUUGAGUUUGAACAUGGAACAACAACAGGGAAACGGGUCAUUUACAUUAAUGGGAAGGAGGUGUUGAGGAGGGAUUGGAUGUUCAAACUGGUGGGCAAAGAAACAUUCCCUGUUGGGAGCACAGAUACAAAAGCAACCAUAUCUAUUGAGGCGAUCACUGGGUUUUCCUAUGAGUACACACUGGACAUCAACGGAAAAAGUCUCCAAACUUUUCUGGACAACCGAUCAAAAAUGGCCAAAACAUGGGUGCUGAAACUGGGUGGUGCUGAUUACAGGGUAGUUCUAGAGAAAGACACUAUGGAUGUAUGGUGCAAUGGACAGAAAAUAGAGACUAUGGGGGAGUUUACAGAGAAUGGAAGCGAGACACACUUUGCAGUGGAGAACCAUGAAUGCUGCAUUAAAGCAACAAGUAGUGGAAGGAAGCGAAAUGGAAUAGUUCAUUCCCUGCUGGUGGAUGGAAUCAGGAUAGAAGAGGCCAUUGAGUAAAAUGGAGGCUAAUGGAAUUCAGCUGUGCAAGACAUUUAGCAACAGUGUACUUUAUCAGAAUUAGAUACAGAUGGCAUCGAACAAGUUUUUUUCUACAGUACGAUGGUAUUUGUUCAUUUAUUUGUUACAAAGAUGUUAAAGGUUUUAAAGUAAAUUACCCCACCAACACAUUUAAUGAAUGGCUUGGCUAUCAUUAUCUAUGAUAUUGUAUUAUGCUGAAUAUCAAAGGUUUUUGUGUCUAUUUGUUAAUAAGAGAUUUGUGGACACAUAAAUGUUUCAGAUGUGUGGAGUAAAAAAUAUAGUUUUUAUUUUGAAAGGGUAAAAUCAGAGCCUUGUGGUAAGAUGCCCAAACAAAAGGCUCUUAGUGGCUCUUAGUGAGUUAGAUGUACACUUUAGACAUCUUCACUAAUCAUUAAAACCUGUACUAGAAAUUGAGUGAAAUAAGUUCAGUUAGAAUUCAUAGUGUUGCUAUUAUGUUAUAUCUUAUAAUAUGGCCAAUUAAACAUGUAU
Molecule: messenger RNA, 1215 nt
Organism: Sinocyclocheilus grahami
Lineage: Eukaryota; Metazoa; Chordata; Actinopteri; Cypriniformes; Cyprinidae
Product: fas apoptotic inhibitory molecule 1-like
Exons: 4
Coding region: 163-705 (180 amino acids)
Biological process (GO): negative regulation of extrinsic apoptotic signaling pathway via death domain receptors
Source: RefSeq, a predicted model, not a curated record